AUGUCCAAUUUCAUUGGUAGUUCAUUAUUAUUACCCAUAGCCAUCUUAUUUCUAUUGCUCCCACAUUCUUUGAGCGUUGACACCCAUACUCAGCAAUUGAUAGGUGACAUUUGUAGGAGAACUUAUAAUUAUGGGUAUUGUAUCAAUGUGUUUUACAAGAAUUUGUACAAGCCCACGAUGGAUAUCAAAGGAUUAGCUGAAAUAGCGGUCACGCAGACAUUAUUACACACGUCGGAUACCCUGAAAUUCAUAGUGAAGUCGUUGGAUUCAGAAAGGAGAUCGGACAUAAGAGAUGUUUACAACUUUUGUAGGAAUUCCUACAACAGUGGUUUGAGUAAAUUGACAGACGCCCUUUUGGCAUUUGCUAAAGGAGACUAUAGAAACAUGCUAAUUUUGUUGGGAACGGGUGACAGAUAUCUGAGUAAAUGUCAGGUUUUCAAUGCAAAUCGGGUGCCACAAUUGGCUGAUGAAAAUGGUAAUAAUAGAGAGUUGAUUCAAAUGUCACUUGUGAGUGGCCAGCUUAUUUUAACAGUUAAUAAUCUUAAGCCAACUUUGGAAAAAGAGUGUAACAUGUCCAAGCUCACUCUUAGUUCAUUAUUAUUUCCGACAGUUAUUGUAUUUCUAUUGAUCCCACAUUGUUUGAGCGUUGACAGCGAUACUCAAGAAUUGAUAAAUACGAUUUGCAGGAGCACGUUUGACUAUGGAUAUUGUGUAAAUGUGUUUAAGAAUAAUUUGUACACGCCAACAACGGACAUCAGAGGAUUAACUUAUAUAGCAAUCACACAAUCAUUCGUACACGCAAAGGGUACACUAAAAUUCGUAGUGGGUUUGAUCGAUUCGGGAAAGAAUGUGGAGUGGAGAGAUCUUUAUAAGAUUUGUGAAGUUACGUAUGAGAAUAUGGUGAAAGAAUUCACAGAUGCAAGUUUCGCAUUUGUAAGAGAAGACUAUAGAAGUAUGCUAUUUUAUAUUGGAAAGUGUGACAGAUUUGUGAGUGAUUGUCAGAGUGUUAUGGGCAAUAGGGUGCCAGAAUUGACUGAUCAAAAUUUAUACAACAGAGAGUUGAUUCAGAUGUCAAUUUCCAGUGGCCAGCUUAUUGGAAAAAUAUUGUAA
Molecule: messenger RNA, 1110 nt
Organism: Striga asiatica
Lineage: Eukaryota; Viridiplantae; Streptophyta; Magnoliopsida; Lamiales; Orobanchaceae
Source: the annotation of a GenBank genome assembly